AGGCAUAUAGGCCGCCUGAGAGCCAAAAACCCUUCUCCCAACACAGUCCACCACUCCCCUGAAGAACAGAGCCAGGCCAGGCCAAGCACCCAAGAAUCCUAGAGGCUGAGAGAAAUCUUGCCCAAUGUCGCUCGUCGGAGCCAUUGCCACCUACAGCAUCCUACUCCUCCUGCUGCGCGCCCCCUUCGCCGAGGGACAGUCGUCCGGGAGCUUCAUGAUCGGGCAGAUCUUGUCCGACAACGGGUGCGGUGCCUUCGGCGGCCUCGUCGCCGCGACAGCCGCCGCGGGCGAGGCGUUCCUCGCGCAGAUGGCCGGCGACGCGGGGCUCACCAUCUUCUGCCCGGACGACGAGGCGGUGGCGGCGUUCGGCCAACGCAGGUUCAGCAACCUCAGCGCCGACGACCAGGUCGCGCUUCUGCUUUACCACGGAGUGGCGACGCUCUACUCCGAGGAGGCGCUCGGGGCGAUGUUCGACACGGAGGUGGCCACGCUCGCUAACGGGCGCGGGGACUACGACAUCUACAUCUUCGGAGGCACGGUGACGGUGAUAGUUUCUUCCUCGGUGAACGGGGCCGUCGUCACCAAGAAGGUCUUCGACAUCGAUGGCCUAGGCCUAGAUGUCUACCUCAUCGACUCUGUGCUGGUUCCGGAAGAGCGGACGGCGUUCUGGGACUGGAAACUCGUCUUACUGCUGGUGCUCUGCAUAGUCAUGGGGCUCGUGCUGUUAGUCAUGCUGUUGAUUGGACUUGUACGUCUCUGUGUCGGCUGAGGUGAUCGUGUCAAGAUUGCGCAGCUACCGACGUUUCUACCGCCCGUGUGCUGAAGGUGCUGCAAGAUGGGUCUUCUAAUAGCUCCUUACAUGCGUCUUCUUCAAAGCCGAUGUUUUCUUAGUUUUUACGCUCAUUUCCGCACCUAGUUUGUGUACUUGUGAUGGGUUGUUCAGUUACAUGUCGCGUUUCCCAACUCAGGGUAGUCGAAGAGUAUAUAUGUUGGUGUCACGUUCAUGUUUUAUCGGUUGAUGAGGCCCGUAGUCAUUUGUUUUGCACGGUGUGGGUAGGUGUUGUUUCUUGUGACCGUAACUAUCUCUCCGUUUGUGACUCGGAGGAGACUAUUUAGUACUUAUUUAUAUCAUGUUCUUUUCCCA
Lolium perenne is the source of this 1144-nucleotide messenger RNA. RefSeq names its product fasciclin-like arabinogalactan protein 2. Gene Ontology annotation, cellular component: plasma membrane. The record is from RefSeq and is a predicted model, not a curated record. Gene Ontology annotation, biological process: plant-type secondary cell wall biogenesis. NCBI's taxonomy places the organism in Eukaryota, Viridiplantae, Streptophyta, Magnoliopsida, Poales, Poaceae.